CAGCUCAUAAAAACAUAACAGCUGGUUUUUCUACAGACACACAGCCACUAUGGAGCUGCGUCUCUCUGUCUGCGUCCUGCUGCUACUUUGUGCUGCAGAAAACUCAAAUGGAGGGAAGAUUUUGGUGUGGUACACUGAGGCCAGCCACUGGAUCAACAUGAAGCCGGUACUGGAAACACUGGUGGACAGAGGACACCAGGUGACGGUUCUGAUCCCGAGCGCGUCGAUGUUCAUGAACAGCAGCGAACCGUCUCGCUUCCAGUACGAACCUUUUAACAUCUCUGUCUCCCUGAAGGAUAUGGAACGGUUUCUUCAGGAGUUUCUUCACUUCGGCAUUUACGAGAUGGAUUUUAUGGGCUACUUUCAGAUUUACAUUAGAUUUAUAGAACUGUUAAAGAACAACAUGAAGGUUUCUUUCAGUAUGUUGGAUGGAGUUGUGAAAUCAGAAACAAUCAUGAAGAAGCUGAAGGAGGGAAACUACGACGUGCUUUUUUCCGAUCCCGUCUACCCCGGCAGUGACCUCACUGCGGACAUUUUGGACAUUCCUCUUGUCUACUCUUUGCGUUUUUCCUUGGCUCAUCACUGGGAGAGGAUGUGUGGUCAGCUUCCUGCUCCACCGUCCUUUGUUCCGGGUGCUAUGAGCAAACUCACAGACAAGAUGGACUUCUCAGAAAGACUGUGGAACGUUAUCUUCUACGCUGUGCAGGACGUUGUAAUGGACCAGUUCAUGUGGAAAGAAGUUGACAAAUAUUACUCUGAAGUCAGAGGAACACCCACCAGUGCCUGUAAGAUGAUGGGUAAUGCUGAUAUCUGGUUGAUGAGAACCUACUGGGAUUUUGAUUUUCCUCGUCCACUCCUCCCCAAUUUCAAAUUUAUUGGAGGGAUCCACUGCAAACCAGCUAAACCAUUACCAAAGGAAAUGGAAAUGUUUGUCCAGAGCUCUGGAGAUGCUGGGAUUGUUGUCUUCUCUUUAGGAUCGAUGGUCAAGAACCUGACCACAGAGAAAGCGAACAUGAUCGCAUCGGCCCUCGCUCAGAUUCCACAAAAGGUGCUCUGGAGAUACAGCGGAGAAAAACCUCAAACUCUGGGUUCCAAUACAAGAGUUUAUGACUGGAUUCCCCAGAAUGACCUGCUGGGUCAUCCUAAAACAAAGGCUUUCAUCACGCAUGGUGGGACAAACGGGAUCUAUGAGGCCAUCUACCACGGCGUUCCCAUGGUGGGAAUCCCCAUGUUUGGUGACCAGCCAGACAACAUGGUGCACAUGGAGGCCAAAGGAGCUGCAGUUACUGUUAAACUGAACUUUAUGACUAUUGAGAGCCUGAGAGAUGCUGUCAACACCAUCAUCAAUGACAAAUCAUACAAAGAAAACGUGAUGCGACUGUCCAAAAUCCACCAUGACAGACCCAUGAGUCCUCGGGACGAGGCCGUCUUCUGGAUCGAGUUCACCAUGAGGAACAAAGGUGCCAAACACCUGAGGGUCCAGGCCCACGAACUCACCUGGUACCAGUACCACAACCUGGACGCCCUAGCCUUGUUCCUUGUUAUAGAUCUGCUCCUCAUCUUCAUCCUCUUCAAGAGUUGCAGAUUCUGUUUCAAGAGAUGCUGCAGCAGAAAACAGACAAAGAGAAAAGCUGAAUGACAGACUGAAGUGAGGUACACUGUGCAGGUGUUUUCCAAACUGAAUAUGAAUUUAUGUUUGGUGUUGUGACACUUUUCUGUUUCAGAGCUGAAACAUUUUUAAUUACAAAAAAGUUUUUAUUAGCAAAUGUAGGGCUUUUUUUUCUACAUGUGUUUAAGAAUGUACAUGUAUUAAGUUUUUUUGUACUAUACUGUACUCUGAUCUGAUCAUUAAAAAGUGAUAUACAUCAAAUGGUCACAGAGCAUCACUUUUUCAAUUACAUCUUUAUAAAAUGGGAUAUUAUUAAAAAUAGACUUUAAACUUAA
This is a messenger RNA of Poeciliopsis prolifica (blackstripe livebearer), 1944 nucleotides long. Its product is annotated as UDP-glucuronosyltransferase 2A2-like. The transcript has 6 exons. The coding region runs from base 50 to 1639 and encodes 529 amino acids. The record is from RefSeq and is a predicted model, not a curated record. Gene Ontology annotation, molecular function: UDP-glycosyltransferase activity. Lineage: Eukaryota; Metazoa; Chordata; Actinopteri; Cyprinodontiformes; Poeciliidae.